This is a messenger RNA of Tetrahymena thermophila SB210, 717 nucleotides long. RefSeq names its product transmembrane protein, putative. The record is from RefSeq and is a predicted model, not a curated record. Lineage: Eukaryota; Ciliophora; Oligohymenophorea; Hymenostomatida; Tetrahymenidae. The transcript is spliced from 2 exons.
AUGAAUUAUAAAAACUCAAUUUUAACACAAAAUUUAAAUCAUUUAAUUUAAAUUAGAUAAUUAACCAAUAAGGAGAGCUAAGUCAUUCUUAAAUAAUUUGAUUUAAAAGAUUUCUUAAUUUGUAAAAAACUUAUUAAAGAAAGUAAAAUAAAUAUAUUUAUUAUUGUCAAGCUAUACAAUAGUAAGAAAAUUGAGUUGGUUAACUUUAGAUUUUAUUUUAUAAAAAUUCAUAUUAUGUACUUUGCCUUUUGCUGUAGUAGCAUAACAAAUAUAUCCCUAUUUUAAUUAAUUUUAAUAUCAUUUUUAAUGAUUUAUCUAAGCUAAAGGGAAUAUAACCAAAAUUAACCUCAUAAUUCAGUUCAGAAUAACAAUAAUUUUAAUAUAUUUUAGUAAAAAAAAUCAAAAUAAAAGAAAAAACUAAAAUAUAAAGGAAAAAUGAAUAAAUAAAGUUAUUUUUAAAAGAAUUAAUAAAAGAAAUACCUUUUUAAAGCUGAAAAUGGUAAAAAUAAAAAUUAAGUUAAAAGUAAAAUAUAUUUUUGCUAAGUUUUACUUCAAUAAAUAAACUUAAUCAGCUCCUAAUAGAUGAAAUAGAUAAAUUAAUUUUUAAAAAUUGAUAGUAAUUUCAAACAAUUUUAUAUAAACAGCCUCACAAUUAGUGUUUCAGAAAUAAAAAAAAUCUAUUUUUUGGUAAAUGUUAAUUAUGAGGUAUUAAGGUGA